Messenger RNA from Pleuronectes platessa (European plaice), 4381 nucleotides. RefSeq lists its product as uncharacterized. The transcript is spliced from 3 exons. Bases 867 to 1526 code for a protein of 219 amino acids. The record is from RefSeq and is a predicted model, not a curated record. NCBI's taxonomy places the organism in Eukaryota, Metazoa, Chordata, Actinopteri, Pleuronectiformes, Pleuronectidae.
UGGUUUGCCAGUACGUCUGUUUCCGUUUUCUUUGUGGACUGAAUAAACCUCACUGUGAGUGAGCUUUAACGUUUAAAAGGUAAAAAAAAGAACUUCAGAGAGUAUUCUGAAGCAGACACAUCCAGACGUGAUAAACUCUACGUGCUGGACAGAGGUGAAGCUAAAUCAAAAGACAAACUUCUUUUAUUUUAAGGUCACACCUGGGAGGUAAAAUAAAUAAGUUUAUGGGAGCAUUAACAUUCUUGUCUUCUACUUUUACAUUAGUUCAGUCAAUAUUGUGCAAUGAAUCGACUUGACCUGCAUUUUAAAUGCUCUGUGCUAUUCAGAUGUCCUUCUGCGUCACUGAGAACAUAAGAAAUGACUUUUUCUUUGUUUUCCUCUAAGAUUUAUCGUCGCUGACAGACUUGAUUAAUAUUUUAGAGGGAGGAUAUUGUAAUCCCAACGCAGACAUGGACGUAACAAGAGGAGGAGUGGGGUGCCAAAACAAUCUGAUCAGUCUCAUCUGCUCUUAAGCUUGAAUAUGAAGUUGCUACACAUGUUAUAUUAUCAAUAAACUCUAAAAACUUUUGUUUUGCUUUAUCAGUGCUUCCUGCAGGUUGACUGGGUCUCCUGCCAUCCAAGCUCUGGUGCAGUGCACAUUUCAUUUCCGACCCCUGCUCAGUUUUCCUGAAACUGGACGCCGGGGCUGAUGAAUAAAACAUCCUUUGUAUGGUGCUGGCUGAUCACCGGAGCUCUUUCAGCUGUAUAAGUGGUGAAAGGCGACAUAAUCUUCCUCAGAACAAGAUCUGGACUGAGAUUGAGAGAGAGAGAGAGAGACACACACACACAGACAUGGAAAGGACCACAAAAAGCCUUUGGGGAGCAGCAUGUUAAAUCCACAGCAGCACGCUGAGCUUCUCCUGCGUGACACGCUGCCGGUGUUUGGGAAGCCGUGGUUCUGGCAGCGCAGCAGCAGCACCAUGGAGAGCACCCGCAGCCUGGCGCAGGUCAUCAUGGAGAUGCGCGAUGACAUCAAGAAGCUGGAGGUGGAGAACCAAGAGCUGAGGGGGGACUACGGUCCGAGGACGUUUGGGGCCAAGUCAGGGGAGGAGAGCCGGGUGUCUUCGGCACUUGAGAACCCCUAUAUGAACCUGAGACGAAACGUGUCUGCACCGGUCCUGGAGGGACAAUACAAGGAGAACACUGUCAUGACGGUCCGGCGGUACUCCAUAAGCUCCAACCUGUCUGGGGUGACACUGAGAGAGGGGAGGACCGACAGGGUGCGGCGGGUGGAGAAUGGAUGGAGAAGGCUACAAGAACAGAUCCAGCACGGGAACGGCGUCUUUGGUAACCCAGUGAGAGAAGUGGGAAAAGCGACCAACAGACACUCCCUGCAGGAAUAUGUCCACAAAAACAGGGCAAAGGUAAAAACUGUCACCUUCCUUCUACCCGUGGACGACAUCUACACCAACCGUCCAGUUCUGACCAAACACCAAGAGGAGCCUAAAGUCUCAGAGCUGGCCUCCAUAAUGGAGACAGAUUCUUGAAUGUACUUUGUGGCCCAUGGGACAAAGUGCAGACAUGAACUAACCCUCUCCAUCUAGGUCAGUGUCGACUGACUGGGUUCUUGAUGAGCGAGCCGGCCGGACGAUUUUAUCACACCUGACCACACAGACAGAAGACUCUGGUUACAGGGGUUGUUUUCAUCAGGCCAUGGCGAUCGCCGCGGGGCCAACGAUGAUGAGACACGGGGCCCUCUGCAGCGAGGAUCAGGUGUCCGGCCUCCUCUUCCCCACCCGGGGGUGUCGCUUUGGAGUGAGACACACACCUGCAGGUGACAGCCCUUUUACAGACUGUUGUGGUGACUCAGGCCUCGUGAGCAGCAUCAGACUCAUGGUUUAUUCAUCCUUGUUUCUUUUCGUGUUGAAAACUGAAAUGGGUUGUCAAGGGGCCACCUGCGCAUUGAAACACGUGACCUGUUUCUUGUCAGUGUUCAUAAAGAGUGUAUUUAUUUAUUUUUAGUCCAAAUAGUAUUUUCUCUCCCAAACAGAAGGCUCCCUGUAAAUAAACACAAUAAUGUAAUGUUUGGCCUAUAUAAAAAGUAGUCAUUGUAAACUAUUACCUGUAACAUAAAUAAUGUUUUCUCUGCUAGGGAGGGUUUGUUUAUUGGUUUGUUUGUUUGCUAAAUACUUUUUACAAGUUAUUGGGAGUCAGUAACUUACAGAAUAAAUGGAUUUGAUAGAAAAUACAAACAUGUUUAAUCAAAAUACAGAUACUGUUUUUCCAAUGUGAUCCAAAGUGUCACAUGUAUACUGACAAAGGGAAACUUUGACAAUGCAGAGAAACCAUGUUAUCUUCUGAUAAAUAGUCUAAGGACACAUAGUGGGAGGAGUUUUACAAUGAUCAGUAUUAAAGGCUCUUUUCAUUGUUUAGAAAAGGACGUGUUCUUCUUUUUGACAUGUAGAGCUUGUAAUACAGAACAUUAAUUUAACUCAUAUCAUUUAAUCCAGAUGAUAGCGUUUCGUCUCUGAGUGAAAGGGAUUUCCAGUUUUACUUCCGGCCACAUUGGACUGAACAGCAACAGCUGCUGGUCACUGAGUAACCAGGAAAGCCUCAUGCUUCUUCUUCCAAGUUCUCUCCAGCUCCUCCAGCUGGUUGACAACUUCCAUUGUUAUCUCACAGUUGAAGAAAUCUUCUGCAACAGUUCCAAUUAUUCCUGUAGAAGAGUGUUUUCACUUGGAGGCAAAAGGAGAAGAUUAAAAUGGUGUUUUUGUUUACCAGGAACAAUGCGGCAUAUUCCUCUGCAGUGUGAAUAAUAGUGGAGGAGCAUGGUGCCGUCAGGGUUCCUCUCCACCCAAACCGAGGCCGUAUUCAUCUCCCUGCAUGAAUCAAAGAGUGAAUCAAUGUUUACAGCAGACAUCAAACCAGAAUAAAAAGGAUGUAGGCCUUCAGAAGACAGGAUGAGUAGGGGGCAGGCAGCUUUUAGGAGAAGGCGAUGUAGCUAUGAAGUGAAUCCAAAGUCUCAGUGAAUUCAAUCAAAUGUCCUCCCAAAGUCUGCAGCAUGUGAUCAGAGCCUGAGCGUUUGCAAAACUCAAAGAAAUAUUCUCAAAACUGCCUCAAGACUUGGUCUGGCUUUGCUCCUGAGAAGGAAAAAGAGAACAAAGCAGAGCUGUAUGUUCAAGCAGAAGUAUUCAUUGAUUUCUUUUUCACUUAAAACUGAUUUCAAAUGCUUCUAAUUUUAGACUGCAUAUUGAAAUGACACACGAGCAGUUUGCCUGAAAGCUUACAGGCUUCUGCUCCUGACCGCAUGGUGAUUUCAUCUGCAUGAGCUCAAUAGGAAUCCUGGACUCCAGCUUCAUCUCUAACAUGAUGGUGAGGAUUAUGUUUUAUUAGGGCCCGAGCACUGACAGGAACUGACAGACGUGAGGCCCGAUUGAAAUUGUAAGGAUUAUUAUUAUUAAUAUUAUUAUUUUUCAUUCUAAUUGGAAUUCGUUGACUAUGAGUAGGUUGUGACACAGGUCUCAAGUCCGUGCCACAGAGAGAGACAACUCGUCCACACACACUUAUUUAAUGUUCAGUGAAUUGUUAUCACUUAUCAGGAAUAAUUGCUGUGGGUUUGUGAAAUUGAACAAAAUCCCACUCCAUAUAAUUAAAGAAAACACAGUGAGCACACAAUAACGGGAAGAGGCCAGGAGAGCGUAAAGGCAUGGAUACAACCAAAGGCAACCACAGCCUAUCGUGUUCUUUCUCUGUCUGAGGCUCUGCUUCCAGUCCAACUUGUGGAGUUCUUUUCUGGUUUCAAAUGUAUUUUUCAAUUGAUUACAAGAAAUAUUGAGAUUUAUAAUCUGUAAUUAUUGAGUACAUUUUUUAAUCAAUGGGUGAGACAGCUUAGUUUACUCAUUUUGUUGUGAUGUGAAAUUAAGUUACUGGAAUUAAUGCAACACUGAGACCCCUUAUACCCCGAGUCAUCAGUCUGCGUUGCUACAUGUAUAGAGUAUGACAUUAUAUUACAACAUCUGUAUGAAGCUUGUAAUAUUAUACUUUCAACUCAAAGACAUUGAUUUUACUUUGGGGGGCAUUAGUAAUUGAUUGUCCAUAUAAAUAUGCUCAUUGGGAUGGUGUUAUUUUACUGCUGGUAAAUAAAAAAUUUACAAUACAUUUUGAAAAUAUUUAUUUAAUGAUAUAAUAUUUUUUGUAUGGAAAUUUAAUUAGGUUCAACUAAUAAGAUUAUAAUAAUCAUAAUAUCUAAUGGAGUUAUCAGUUAAAACUUUACUUAGGAAAUAAUUUUCAGUUCUGAUCGAGGUAAUAAUUAACCAUAUCUUUAUGACUUAGGUUGUAGUUUGAAGUGUUGUUGAACUAAGGUCUUAUAUUUCGUUUUUAUUUACAUUGAAUAUAUUGGUUU